AUGUUGCUGCGUUUCCUGUCCCUGACAGGCGCGCUCUGUCUGAGCAGCUGUGCUGCGUUGUCACUGCCCGAGCAUAAGGUCGAACUAUCGGGGCUGGAUCCCGAGUUUCGAAGCCGAAUCAUCUCCAAUGCCCGUCCAACAAACGUGCCGACCGCUCUUUGUUCAUUCUCAGAUUCCGAAUGUUCGAAAGAUAUCGAUCUUCAUUCCCAGCUGACACUGGACUUCUCUACGGAAAAUGGCACCCUACUCGCCAACCAUGACCCUAUCUUCCCACCCACUUUCCCAAUGCGAUUCCAUGCUGUCCGGCAUUUUCAAUCAGGCCGAGAGACGGUCGACCUGGCCUAUGAACUCGAUGUGCGACCCAUGCCGUCACGCCCUGACGAAGCACUGGGGGGCGUAUUCCUUUUGAAACUCAGACUGUUUGACCUCCAAGGGCGGCCCGCCUCCGAUCACCUGGUCACGAUCACCCUGAAUCAAGACUCGGAGGGAAACCUGCAAAUCACUCAACUUGAAACCAACCCCGUCCUCGGCCACCACCAUCACGACGGACCACCAUCAUGGAUGGCCCAAUUAACCGCCAGCCUUCAGGCAAUGAAGGACGCCGUCAAGGACUGCAUGCACGGUCCGGGACCGAGGCAUCCGACCGCAAGACCCCAGCACGGCCACAUGCAACCUCCAGUCGACCAUCACCGCACGAUCGCUCCGGAGCAUCACCGCUACCACCACAGACCCGGCUACUGGGCAGGUCGGGAGAAGAACUUCGGCAGGCUCAUGCGUCCGGUCGUCAUGCCUGCCCUUCUAGGUGUGAUGGCCGGUGUGAUCGCCUGCAUGGUUGGAUUCGUGCUGGGCAAAAUCUUCAUCUCAGUAUUCUACUGUGUUCGGGGUUACAGGAAGCAGCACCAGAAGCAGAACGAGACUGCCAUUCCCCGGAUAGUGGUGGUGGAAAGCGCUCCCAGUGAAAAGGAGCGCUUGAUGGCGAUGUGCGAUGAUCAGUGUUGA
This is a messenger RNA of Aspergillus oryzae RIB40, 999 nucleotides long. RefSeq lists its product as uncharacterized. The coding region runs from base 1 to 999 and encodes 332 amino acids. The transcript is spliced from 2 exons. Lineage: Eukaryota; Fungi; Ascomycota; Eurotiomycetes; Eurotiales; Aspergillaceae. The record is from RefSeq and is a predicted model, not a curated record.